GGCCUGCGGCGAAAUCAUUUCAUUUUUUGAACGCCAAUACGCUUAUUGGCAUACCAUUACAACAACAGCGAUUAAACUCAAAUCUAUUACGUCACAAAUUUGAUCUUAGUAAAGAGCUCAAGUCGUACAAGAAAUACAAAAUCAUGGCUGAGGGUAAUCACAAUAUAUGCGACUCCCACAUGCAGGUGAAGGAAGAGGCCGAUGAGGAGAGGUUGUAUAUUGAUGUUGAUGUGGUUGGUAUUGACGUGGUAAAGUUUAUCCGCAUGAGUGAAAAUCACGACAGCGUCCAGGUGAAGAGGAUCAAUGAAAACAGCGUCCGGAUGGAGGAUUUGAACGACAGCAGCGUCCAGAUCGUGGAGGAGAUUAGCAGCACAAGUGAAGAUGACAGAGAGAACGUGGAGGCGGGUGAAGAUCGUUUGCUGUCUGGCAUCAAUGACUGCAGCGUCCAGAUGGAUGAGACAAAAAAUAAGUAAACCGCACUAUCUGAGCUGGAACGCGUAACUGACAACUGUGUAUAUGUACACACAUAUUUAUCUAUUUACAUAUUUAUGUCAGU
Messenger RNA from Drosophila grimshawi, 556 nucleotides. RefSeq lists its product as uncharacterized. The coding region runs from base 144 to 473 and encodes 109 amino acids. NCBI's taxonomy places the organism in Eukaryota, Metazoa, Arthropoda, Insecta, Diptera, Drosophilidae. The record is from RefSeq and is a predicted model, not a curated record. The transcript is spliced from 2 exons.